This is a messenger RNA of Cucurbita maxima (winter squash), 1555 nucleotides long. RefSeq names its product hydroquinone glucosyltransferase-like. Gene Ontology annotation, molecular function: UDP-glycosyltransferase activity. The coding region runs from base 85 to 1500 and encodes 471 amino acids. The transcript has 4 exons. The record is from RefSeq and is a predicted model, not a curated record. Lineage: Eukaryota; Viridiplantae; Streptophyta; Magnoliopsida; Cucurbitales; Cucurbitaceae.
UGCUCUCCCCUUCCUCAUCAAAUUCUCAAUUUCUUUCUCUUCUCUGUUUUUCCAAUAACCAUAACCACAGCCACCGCCGCCGCCAUGGAUGCUCCGGUGCCUCAUUUGGCCAUUUUUCCCAGCCCCGGAAUGGGCCAUUUAAUUCCACUUGUUGAAUUCGCCAAACGCCUUGUUUUGCACCACCAUAUAACGGUCACUUUCAUCGUCCCUUCCGACCAUCCGCCGUCCAAGCCUCAAAAAUCUCUCCUUGAUUCCCUCCCUUCCGGCAUCGAUCACACCUUCCUCCCGCUGGUUAGCUUCCACGAUCUUCCCCAUGAAUCCAAGAUUGAAACCAUCAUUUCCCUCACUGUUUCUCGAUCUCUCCCAUCUCUUAAAAAUGUACUGAAAUCCAUGGUGACUAAUUCAAACCUUGUCGGCUUGGUCGUUGAUCUUUUCGGCACCGACGCGUUCGAUUUAGCUAGAGAAUUCAACAUUUCCCCUUAUAUUUUCUUUCCUUCCACCGCUAUGGUUCUCUCAUUUGCUCUGUUUCUUCCCAAACUCGAUGAAUCCGUCGCCGGCGAGUACGGUGACCUCCAGGAGCCGAUCCAAAUUCCGGGAUGUAUUCCGAUUCACGGCAAGAAUCUAUUGGACCCAGUUCAAGAUCGGAAGGACGAAGCCUAUAAAUGGACAUUUCACAACAUGAAGAGGUACGUUUUAUCAGAUGGGAUUUUUCUGAACAGCUUCCCGGAAUUGGAGCCCGGAGCUAUCAAAUUUCUCCGAGAAGAGAAACAGGGGAAGCCCCCUGUUUACCCAAUUGGGCCAUUGGUGAGAAUCGAUUCAAAUGGAAGCAACAAGAAGGCAGAGUGCCUGAAAUGGUUGGACGAACAGCCAAAUGGGUCUGUUCUAUACGUGUCAUUUGGAAGUGGGGGCACUCUGUCUAGCCAUCAAAUCAACGAAUUAGCCAUGGGAUUGGAAAUGAGUGGACAAAGAUUCAUAUGGGUGGUAAGAAGUCCAAGCGAUAAGGUGGCCAACGCUACCUAUUUCAACGUCCACAGCCACGACGACCCUUUUGAUUUUUUACCAGAAGGGUUCGUAGAAAGGAUGAAAAACAGGGGACUGGUGGUGCCGUCAUGGGCGCCGCAGACUCAGAUACUUAGCCACAGCUCCACCGGCGCAUUCCUGACUCAUUGUGGAUGGAACUCAACGUUAGAGGCGGUGGUUAAUGGAGUUCCUCUGAUCGCAUGGCCGCUUUAUGCAGAGCAGAAAAUGAACGCGGUGAUGCUGACAGAGGAGAUCAAGGUGGCGUUGUGGCCAAAAAUGAACGAGAAGAAAGGGAUUGUGGAGAAGGAAGAGAUUUGGAAGGUGGUGAAGGCGGUGUUGGAAGGUGAAGAGGGGAAGACAGUGCGAGAGAAAAUGAAGGAAUUGAAAGAGGCAGGUGAAAGGGCUGUUGGAGAAGAUGGGUUGUCCACUAAAAUAGUGUGCGAGAUGGUUGAGAAGUGGAAGAACAAGAUUUCCACUUGACUUGCCUUAUCCUUACAAACAAAACCAUAUCCCUACAAGAUGUUCAUAUUUAAAA